Molecule: messenger RNA, 1230 nt
Organism: Ilyonectria robusta
Lineage: Eukaryota; Fungi; Ascomycota; Sordariomycetes; Hypocreales; Nectriaceae
Exons: 4
Coding region: 1-1230 (409 amino acids)
Source: RefSeq, a predicted model, not a curated record
AUGUGCCGCCGCUCGCCUCUCAGAGUGACGUGCCUUAUCCAAGGGGACGGUCACCCAUCCAAACCGGCAGACACACACACUCUCUCGCUCCUCUCACUCACACACCACCACAGCGCUCACACGCCCACCAAACACGAGGUUGCCCGUGGUGCCAUCCUGGCGCGCUUCCAGGAUUCCCCAAGACAGUUGUGUACUGUGUACCAUGUACCAGAACCAGAGUACUGCGCGAAGGACACCCCCAGGACAGGAGCCCUUCGGCGGGUCGUGUUGAUGCCACAGGGGGCCAGGUGCACACCAUUGGCCGGCCGCCCGUCCAUGGCAUUGAGCCAGACUGCGCUAGACAGGGAGACGCUUCCAUGGGGCAAUUGGUCCCGAAAGGUCCACAGAGGAAUAGUCCGUUCUUGGUUGGCUUGUUGCCGUCAUAGUAAGAGGAUGCAAGUCUCAUCAUCCACCCACUCUGGCUCCCACGGCCGGAGGCCUGGGAUUCAGACAGAGAUCCAGCACCCGCCAGAAGCAGGUGGCCAGCCGGUGUUGAUGUUGGUUGCGCGAGGGUCCCGUAUCGUACUGCCUCGCGGCCGAUGCUGGGGCUCGCGUGUCGAUACCUCGCCCUGCUAUCUUUCCGCCCCAGCACGCACCGUUGCACGGUGUUUCCAGUGCAGGAGCCGCCCGGGUCUGGGAAUGUUGAGGUUUUCUGUGAUGUGGGCGAAAACGGCCCAAGAGGGUUUGACCUUCAAUUCGCCAUCGCAAACGUCUUGGUCAAGUAUCCGGCCCUUUACCACCUACCCAGGUGCGGCUUCCGAGACCAAUGUACCACCAACGUCGGUACCAGUACUUGGCCUGAGACUCGGUCCAAAAUGGCACCUCAUCAACGAGACCGCUGGAUCAUCGCCGGCCAGCCGAUCGGUCCUGCGAGCCUCCCCCCAGAAUCUGCUCAGGAAAUUGACCUUGUUCCCAAGAGGGAAGAAUCUCCCAGGGCGCCGUAAGCAGAAGACACCAAUUCGGCCAGGUCGCAUGGCCCCUAUGAGAUCGAAAUCAAACCGGUCCCUGUCUCCUGCAUUGCCUGGCCCCGGCUGUGGCUUGCCGGGACCUCAAAUUUCCCCAGGACUCGGUCAUGGGCAUGGCACUGGAUCAUCUGCUUCUGUCCUGAGGUUGGAUCAAGACGACGCCGGCCAGGACGAAGCGCGUGGCCCCGUACGCCUCAUUCUGACUGCCUCCCAUGGCCUGCAGUAG